This is a messenger RNA of Macrobrachium nipponense, 2653 nucleotides long. It is a transcript of the gene Trxr1, whose product is annotated as thioredoxin reductase 1, cytoplasmic-like. The transcript has 12 exons. The record is from RefSeq and is a predicted model, not a curated record. Gene Ontology annotation, molecular function: flavin adenine dinucleotide binding; glutathione-disulfide reductase (NADPH) activity; thioredoxin-disulfide reductase (NADPH) activity. The coding region runs from base 123 to 2108 and encodes 661 amino acids. Gene Ontology annotation, biological process: cell redox homeostasis; glutathione metabolic process; cellular response to oxidative stress. Lineage: Eukaryota; Metazoa; Arthropoda; Malacostraca; Decapoda; Palaemonidae. Gene Ontology annotation, cellular component: cytosol; mitochondrion.
GUGUAAGGAGCUGUUUACGAGGGAUUGAAGGAAGGUGUCUGGUGGGGGUUUCCCCGUCGUGGGUGGAGGGUCAUCCGGUGUCACCGGUAUCCCGUCAGAAGGCCGCCCAGUCGGGAGGCAAUAUGAACGUAGCUGGUUCUCUGUUACGAAUAGUAGUUUCCCGCCGGUGCCCGUUAACGCAUGUGACACGCGGUUUCCAGCCCCGCCAAGCACCGUGGAAAGCCUCUUGGUCUUACGUUACAGCCUGGAAACGCCUCACUAGAACCAUAGGCAUCUGCGGGAGUGACCUUUGGCGUGUCCAGAGCGCUGCUUUCACCACCAUGGCUCCCAUAACGGCAGGGGGCGACCCUGCCCAGCAGGUGGACGAGUAUAUACAGAGUAAUAAGGUUAUGAUCUUCAGCAAGUCCUACUGCCCGUUUUGUAAUAAGGUUAAAACUCUGUUCAAGAGUUUGGACGUCGAGUAUACGGCAUUGGAACUAGAUCAAGUUGACAAUGGUUCUGAGAUCCAAGCUGCUUUAAUAGAUAAAUCUGGCCAGAAGACUGUACCCAAUAUCUAUAUUAAUGGUGAACAUCUUGGUGGUGCCGACAAAACAUUUGAAACUCACUCAAGGGGUGAAUUACUCCCUCUUAUAAAUAAAGCCAAACAUAAUUAUGACUAUGACCUGAUUGUUAUUGGAGGUGGCUCAGGGGGUUUGGCAGCAUCCAAGCAAGCUGCUGAUCUUGGAGCUAAAGUUGCUGUCUGUGACUUUGUUACCCCAACCCCAAAAGGUACAACUUGGGGUCUUGGAGGUACUUGUGUCAAUGUAGGGUGUAUUCCAAAGAAGUUAAUGCAUCAAGCUGCUAUUUUGGGACAUGAACUUAAGGAUUCCCGUGAAUAUGGUUGGGGAAUUCCCGAGGAUGUAACUCAUGACUGGAGUAAGAUGGUUGAAGCAAUUCAGAGUCAUAUAGGUUCCUUAAACUGGGGCUAUAGGGUAGCCCUUAGAAACAAGAAGGUGGAUUAUUUGAAUGCUUAUGCAACUUUUGAAGAUCCUCAUACUUUGCGUACUGUUGAUCGCAGAGGGAAAGAGAAGAUGAUUACAUCCGAUAACUUUCUCAUAGCCACAGGUGGUCGGCCAAGGUAUCCAGAUAUUCCAGGUGCUAAGGAAUAUUGCAUUACUUCAGAUGAUCUCUUUUCUUUACCUUAUGCCCCUGGCAAGACACUUUUGGUUGGGGCGUCAUACAUUGCUCUAGAAUGUGCCGGCUUCUUAGCAGGACUAGGCUAUGACACCACUGUCAUGGUAAGAUCCAUAUUGCUUCGUGGCUUCGAUCAACAAGUUGCUGAACGAAUCGGAACAUACAUGGAACAGCAUGGGGUCAAAUUCAUUCGUGGUGCAGUGCCUACUUUAAUUGAACAGAUUGAAGAGGGUUCCCCUGGUCUGUACAGAGUUACGGGUAAAACAACAGAAGGGGAAGAAGUUGUGGAUGAGUAUAACACCAUUAUCCUUGCUGUUGGACGUGAUCCCUGCACUUCUGGAAUUGGCUUAGAAAAUAUAAAUGUAGAAUUAGCCAAAAAUGGAAAGGUGAUUGUUGACAAUGCUGAAAGAUCGUCGGUCCCUCAUGUCUAUGCAGUAGGAGACAUCAUUGAAGGGGGCUUAGAGUUGACUCCUGUGGCUAUUCAGGCAGGAAAACUCUUAGCAAAGAGGUUGUAUGGAAAUGGAAAACUUCUCACAGAUUAUGUUAAUGUCCCAACAACUGUAUUUACUCCUUUGGAAUAUGGAUGUUGUGGACUUUCAGAGGAGGAAGCUAUAAACAAGUAUGGGGAAGGUGAUAUUGAGGUUUAUCACUCUAAUUACAUACCUUUGGAACAUACUAUUGCCCAUCGACCGGAAAAUGAUUGUUACGCCAAGUUGGUCUGUGUCACCAGUGAAAAUGAAAAAGUAGUUGGAUUCCAUGUUUUGGGUCCAAAUGCAGGUGAAAUAACACAGGGUUUCAGUAUUGGUCUGAAACUAGGUGCAACGAAGGCAGACUUUGAUAAUCUCGUUGGAAUUCAUCCUACAACAGCUGAGGUCUUCACAACGUUAAAUGUGACAAAGAAAUCUGGGCAAGAUGUCAAUGCUCAAGGCUGCUGAGGUUAGAUAGUGCUGCUUAAAAGUAAAUAAUGGCUGGGAAAGUGUGUUUUGUUUCUUGAACAUGUUAAUGCAUUGAAAGAAUUUGACAACAGUUAUGUGAAAAUGGCUUAGUAUUUUCAAGACUAGUUCUCUAUAUAUAUAGUUACAUUACAUUUAUGGUUUAUUUAAGGAAAACUCAUUACUUUUUCUCACUUUCCCAGUCAUUUUAAGCAGCAGCAGUUAUAACUGAGAGACUUGGUUUAGUAACAAAGUGAGGCUGAAAUAGUGAAUUGGUGGUCAUUUACUGUGCAGCAUCCUACUAUUUCGGUGUCUUUUUGUAACAUUAUGAAGGGGGCAUCCCAAAACCCAGUGUUGGGUGGGAGCUUCUGGAAGCAUACCUUGUCUGAAGUUUUUGGCCUUUAUAUAUAUGAAUAAUUUAAUUUGUUAUUAGGUACACAAUAUAAUGUGGUUUAAUUCAUAAUUAUUCCAGUACAGUUAUGAAAUACUAGAAAAUCUUGUUCAGACCAGGUGUCAGGAAAUGAAAUUAAAUAAAUAUUCCACACUGA